Molecule: messenger RNA, 2523 nt
Organism: Letharia columbiana
Lineage: Eukaryota; Fungi; Ascomycota; Lecanoromycetes; Lecanorales; Parmeliaceae
Exons: 4
Coding region: 1-2523 (840 amino acids)
Biological process (GO): regulation of actin filament polymerization
Cellular component (GO): plasma membrane; actin filament; cortical actin cytoskeleton
Molecular function (GO): actin filament binding
Source: RefSeq, a predicted model, not a curated record
AUGGCAACCUUGAAUCUAUCCACGAAUGGUCCAUCCAUAACCAAGAGUUAUCAGUCCAUCGUCAAUACACCUCCCCCGUCUGGUACUGCCUCCAAGUCUCCAACCUAUGGCCAGUGGGCCGUGUACUCUGUCUCUGCUCCUCUAGCCAAUGCCUUUCAGCAAGACGCUGGCGGGAAGGAAAGUGUAUUGAAAGUACAGAGUACUGGCGAGGGUGAGCUGGUUGAUCUGAUAGAUGAAUUCUCCGAUGGCAGGGUUCAAUUUGCCUACGCUAAAGUCCAAGACCACAAUACAAAGCUGCCAAAAUCCGUCCUCAUUGGUUGGUGUGGUGAAGGUGUGCCUGAGCGGACCAAGGGCUAUUUCACCAGUCAUUUGACCGCUGUAUCGAAAGUACUACAUGGUUACCACGUCCAAGUGACUGCUCGCUCAGAUCGCGACCUAUCGCCCGAAUCUAUCGUUCAAAAAGUUUCUGACGCAUCAGGCUCAAAGUACUCUGGCGGUGGACCUGUCCCAAGCAGCAGUGGCCCUCCCCCUCCUAUCUCCUCGAAACCGGCUUUUACACCUACGCGCAGCAGUGGUGGAGGUGGUGGCGGCUUCAAUCCUCUGACUGGAUCGCGGAUACGCUCUAGUGUGCCAAAAGACACAAACGUUGACGAAGAUGGUUGGGGUCAAGACGCGCCACCAGUUACUCGGACGCAGCUUGAGAAAGUGCAGUCUUCGUAUCAGCCCACCAAAGUGAAUAUGCGCGAUCUGAGUUCACAAAAUCAAGAACCUUCUCGCUUCAAUGGCACUGACAAUAACGACAAUACGCCCACAGACAGCGACGUGGUCAGGGGUGGAUACCAGCCAGUGGGAAAGGUGGAUAUCGCUGCCUUACGGAGGCAGGCGCAAGAGAAAGGCAAUUCUCAUGAUGACAGACCAAACGUAGUCAAAGGGUCCUACGAGCCGGUAGGGAAAGUCGACAUUGCCGCCAUCAGAGCUCGAGCACAAAAACCUGCAGAGGGCGCCACAUCGCCUUCCAGCAGCAUGUCCCCUGCGGCCCCAGGAACGUCCGUUCGGAGUAGCGAACAAGGCGAAGAACAAAAAUCUCUUGCAGAUCGAUCGGCGCCCUUCUCGACUUCUGAGCGUCUCACAUCUCUCCCUAAGCCAAAGGUUGCCAAUCGCUUCGGGUCUGGUCCUAGUUCAGUCGCAGGAACCAAGGCUCCGACUCCUGGCGGUUUCGGCUUGGAGUCCAAGUCUACCCCUGCUGCCCCGCCCGUCGGUGUCGGUAGGACCUUCGCUGACCAAGGGGGGAAGACGCCAGCCCAAUUAUGGGCGGAAAAUAAGGCUCGCGAACGAGGCUUGAGCGGCACAAGUGACAAUCUUCCGUCCGGUAUUGGAGGGUCUCCAUCACAUAUUGCGAACCAAAAUUCUGGCGAAUGGAAGAGUGGGUACGGCGGGAAGAGCUGGGCUCCUGUGCAGACUACUAGAACCGGACAAUCUUCGGGUAGCUUGGGUCAGCAAGGGACAGGACAGGAAGAAGACAGUCAGGAAAAAGCCCCAAGCUCUCUAACCGGCGGUAUUGGAGCCAUCCGAGAUCGCUUUGAUGGUGCACCUCCAAUGGGGGCUUCGAACAUACGCUCGGAGGUCUCAUCUCCCAGUCCACCACCCCUAGAUACGUCCAGUAAGCCCAACGCGGGCCGUGGAAUCCCAAUCUCAGGACUCCCAACUCGACCCACUCAUCAAGAAGAUGAUGAGGACGAAGUAGCACCACGAAUGCCGACACCGCCUGCGCAGCCUCCAAGAAGCCCUACUCCACCCACGCCGCCUGGCAUGGAUACGAGAUCUCCUAUCCGAGUUGCGAUGCCUGUGAGCCGAGGUCAUAAUGAGCAGCAGGUCGAAGACGCACGGGAUGAGCAAUUCUCACCUCCACCAUCAAUGCCUGCACGCUCCCUCGCUCAGGCCAUUCCGCUAGAAGAAGACCUCACUGAGGAGCCAUUUGGACACGAUCCUGCUCGCGGUGCGGGCGAAGCUGCCGCUGCGGCGUCCUUUGGCGGAGAAGCAAUUGAAUCCGCACAAUCCGGGGCUCACGAAAGUGGAAAGCGUGCGCUGGUGCAGUAUGACUACGAGAAGGCCGAGGACAAUGAACUGGAAUUAAAAGAAGGCGAGUAUGUCACCAACAUUGAGAUGGUAGAUGACGAUUGGUGGAUGGGCCAGAGUCCACGUGGUGAGACUGGGCUUUUCCCUAGCAAUUACGUAGAGCUCAUGGAGGGCGAGGAGGGCGAGGGGGCUGGUGGUGGACAGGCAAGUCAUCAAGCCGAAGCUGAGCCUGAACCUCAGCAACAUAUCGCUGGUGCUGCUGAAGCCAGUCAGGGAGCUACGGCUACGGCGCUAUAUGAGUAUGAGGCUGCGGAGGGAAAUGAGCUGAGUUUCCCCGAAAAUGCGAACAUUACGGGAGUAGAAUUUCCAGACGAAGACUGGUGGUCUGGCGAGUAUGGAGGUCAGCAGGGUCUUUUUCCCGCCAACUAUGUGCGGCUAGACGAAUGA